UUCGAGUUAUCCUAAAGUCAUUCGAAAUUGGAUUGUUAUCCAAGUGUGAAUAUAACUCUAUACGCUAUUCGAGUCGCCAUGUUCAAAUUCGUUGCGCUGUUGCUCUGCUGUUGGGCGUCGCUGAGCGCCGGCCGACUCACGACUAGCGGCACCAAUUUCUACUACAACGGCCAAAAAGUCUUCCUGUCCGGCGUCAACAUCGCCUGGAACUCGUACGGCUACGACUUCGGCAACGGCCAGUACGCGGCCAACUCCAAGGCCACGCUAGAGUCUUGGCUCACUCGGAUCGACGCCAACGGAGGCAACUCCGUCCGUAUGUGGGUCCACGUCGACGGCAAGAACACUCCGGCAUUUGAUGGCAACGGUUACGUCACCGGUCCUGACAGUACGGGGACGAUGAUCAGCGACUUGAGGUCCUUUUUGGAUUUCGCUCAGAGCAAGCAGCUCUUGGUCGUCUUAGUUUUAUGGAACGGAGCCAAACGGCCAACGGACAACACCCUCAACUUGCUUUACGAUGAAUCCAAACUGCAGACUUACAUCGACAACGCCUUGAAGCCAAUGGUAGAUGCCUUGGGUAACCAUCCUGCACUGGCGGCCUGGGAGAUCAUGAACGAGCCCGAGGGAUUGUUGCAAAACAACGUCUACAAUGGUAAUCCUUGCUAUGACACCACUCCACUGAAGGACACCGGGGCCGGUUUCGCUUACACCGACGUCCCCAUGCAAAACAUUUUAAAGUUCAUCAACUGGCAAGCGGAUGCUGUGAAACAAAGGAACAGCGCCUGUUUGGUGACUAUUGGUUCUUGGUCGGAGCACGCCCAGACGGACACCAAAGCUCAAUCGAGGAAUUACUACACGGAUUCUUGUUUGGAGGGCGCCGGUGGUAAGGCGGCGGGAAAAUUGGAUUUCUAUCAGAUGCACACGUACGACUUUAACGGACAAUGGAAUCCCGAUGCUCCUUUUAAAGUCUCAGCCUCUUCGUACGGACUUAACAAGCCUUUGGUGAUUGGUGAAUUCGCUUCGGUCUGCUCCCAGAACAGUGACAUCGGAAAUAUGUUCCAGUACGUCUACGACAACGGUUACCAGGGCGCUUGGUCUUGGCACUACCUGGAACAAGGGGAUUGCACCGAUUCGCAAGAGGCGCAAAAUAUUGGCAUGACCAGAAUUAAAGACCAAACAGCAAACGGUGCGGUGACCUUCCCCUUGUAGAGGACUAUACCUAUCCUGUCAAAACUAAAAAAACAAAUUGGAUCAGUUCUAUAAUUAUAACAUCAAAAACAUAUAGAAUGUAAAAUGCGCUAUCAAAUCAGAAUACACCUAUACAUCAUAAAAUCA
Daphnia pulex (common water flea) is the source of this 1332-nucleotide messenger RNA. Its product is annotated as mannan endo-1,4-beta-mannosidase-like. The transcript has 7 exons. NCBI's taxonomy places the organism in Eukaryota, Metazoa, Arthropoda, Branchiopoda, Diplostraca, Daphniidae. Bases 79 to 1206 code for a protein of 375 amino acids. Gene Ontology annotation, biological process: carbohydrate metabolic process. The record is from RefSeq and is a predicted model, not a curated record. Gene Ontology annotation, molecular function: hydrolase activity, hydrolyzing O-glycosyl compounds.